Molecule: messenger RNA, 3859 nt
Organism: Topomyia yanbarensis
Lineage: Eukaryota; Metazoa; Arthropoda; Insecta; Diptera; Culicidae
Product: probable G-protein coupled receptor B0563.6
Exons: 9
Coding region: 1562-3016 (484 amino acids)
Biological process (GO): G protein-coupled receptor signaling pathway
Cellular component (GO): membrane
Molecular function (GO): G protein-coupled receptor activity
Source: RefSeq, a predicted model, not a curated record
AGCAUUUCUGUUCUUUUGCUGUUGCUGCUGCUGCUGGUUUUUGGGGUGGUACAAAGUUACGCGCCUACUAUGCACUCGUGUCAGUCUGUAAUGGUAGUUCGAGCGCGACGGUUGUAUAGCUCCGGGGGCUUUCCACGCUAAGCAAAGGCCUGCUUUUCCAAGUUUCUACAAGUUCUUCAGGGUAGUGCAGUGUCUGUCAGUCAGUCAGUCAAAUCAGUCUGUGAGUGAGUGAAAGUGUUGCAGCUGUGAAAAAGAAAUACUUUAACAAACAAGGACUCGGAUUGAAUUGAAUCCGGAAAUUCUAGGACGCUGUUGGUUGUUGAAAUGUGAGAGCACAUGUGGAGAAAUCCUUGACACCUGUCGCGGUUGUACGAGCAGCGCGGGUAGUAGUAGUAGUAGUACUGCAGGAUGGGUUGACGUAGGUCGUCUCCUCGGCAGCGAGUGCCCUACGGCAAAUAAGGGGGAUAAAAUGCGACAAGCGAUUAAUUUAAGUAAAGUAGUUAAUUAUUCGUCGUCGGAGUGGCUGCUAAGUAGAGGGUGAAAAAGAAACAAGCAACAGUUUAGCACAGGUGAUAUUUCGUUGAGCUGGCUGGCGUGAUUCGCCUGCUUUGUGUGCAGCACGGUGCAAAGUACUGCUGAUUGCAGCUCUCGAAGGGGCAGAAAUAAUACAGUGCGCUUCGUCCGGGUGAGGUUGGACUAAUGAAUUUUUAUCGCGCUGGAAAAGUUUAAUGAAAACUUAUCAGCCUCUUCGCAAGGUGGCUUUGGGAGACGAGCGAGGAAAAAAAGUAUUCCAGAUUCAAGUGGUUGGUUAAAAAGAAGAACUUGAAAAUUGCACAACAUUAUGCGGCUGGGAAGGCUCCGAAGUGACGGUGAUUAUCUGUCCAUUUGAGUUUGAGCUAUAAGGCGUAACGGUGUUGGAGGAUUUGGUUGAAUGCGUGAGGAGAAGAAAGUUAUCGUUACCAAUUAAAUCUCUUAUGGCUGGAAUCCUUUUUCGGUGGAGGGAAGGGUUUUAACUAUAUCGGGGGAAAAAGUGGACUGACGUCAACGUUUUGGAAAAUGGUGCUAUCAACGAGCAGAGAGAGGAUUUACUAAUGCACUGGAUAGGUCACACGUUCUAUAACCAACUCCAGCUAACCUGUAAGUUGGCAAACAGCCACAAAAUGAGUGACAAUAUUUUGCAGUCGAUUACAGACGAACGAAGAAGUGGUACUAAUUGGCGAUAUCCGCUCAUCAAACCGGAACUCGGAGCAAACGGCCAACGGCCGAUGGAUACCAAGUUAAAAUAUUCGACCAACGAGAGAAAUGUACCUAUUUGAUGAUGAAACUGUUCCUCACAAACUAAACAAAAUGUGAAUCGAACUUUGUCGGUAGCAAAGUGAACUUGUCACAACCACUGCAUAAUUCGACAGUUAUCCGCAGACCCCAAGCUCAAACUAUCCAAAACCCCGGAAAGCGAUGUUAGUAUUAGAAGCUUAAACUACGUACGCUUUAAGCUGUGACAUCCCAAAAAAAAAAACCCAAACAUAGACGAACAAACUACCACCCGAUCGAAGAAAUCGUUAUGAUCAGCAAUCUUUACCCACUGGAGGAGCAUCCGCAUUUUUGUUCAUUUUACUGGGGCGAUUUCAACGAGAGCAGUUUACUAAACACCGGCUCGGUAGCCGCAGCAGGAGCAUCACCGACGGCCGUCAGCACCAGCUACGAUGGGACGCUUCGAAGUGGGCUCUACGAAGACCCUCGGAUAGAGAAUCUGCGGAAGGUUUCGUACGGUAUCGCUCUGCCCAUUAUCUGUGCCCUCGGAAUUGUGGGUAACGUGCUGAAUCUGGUGGUGCUAACCCGCCGGAAUAUGCGUGGCACGGCCUAUAUCUACAUGAGAGGCUACUCGGCUGCCGCUCUGCUGGCAAUUAUCUUUGCAAUACCCUUCGGCAUGCGAAUGCUGAUCCAUCGGGACUCGGGCCGAUGGCGAAACUUUGGUCAAGCAUUCUACUCGGCCCACCUCGAGCUGUUCCUCGGCAACGGUUGCCUAGGUGUCGGAGUGAUAAUGCUGCUGGUGCUAACAAUCGAGCGGUAUGUGUCCGUGUGUCACCCGGGCCACAUCCGGCGAAUGUGUCCGCCGCGGAUCACCGUCUGGCUGAUAGCGGUGCUCACGUUCCUUAUCUAUCUGCCGUCGGUACUGCGCGGCGAGAUCGUUAAAUGUGUCUUACAAUCCGAUGGAACAAUAAUGUAUCAUAAGCGCGAUAAUAUGAAGUUUUUAGAUUCGUUAUUUUAUUCGAUUUACAAGGUGAUAUUGGAGAUUGUCUUCAAGUUGGCCCCGACGGUGCUAAUUGCCGGCUUUAACCUAAGGAUAAUGAUCGUGUAUCGCCGUACCUGUGAUAAGCGUCGCCGCAUGACGCUGUCCCGGAUCAACACUAAGGACGAAGAUCCGCGGAAGUAUGCCGAGGAGCGUCGGCUGAUGAUGCUAUUAGGUAGCACCUCACUUCUUUUCCUGAUCUGUGUCUCCCCGAUGGCGAUUCUGCACGUGACACUUUCGUCCGAACAUUUGUCCAGCUAUUCCUUCCAGCUAUUCCGAGCCCUGGCGAAUCUACUGGAACUGAUAAACUAUUCGCUCACCUUCUACAUCUACUGUCUGUUCAGUGAAGACUUCCGGAAUACUCUGUUCCGAACGAUACGAUGGCCGUGGUUUGAAAAACCGCUCUACAAUCGGGGAACGGAGUUCCCCCUGAAGCACCACUCGACCGCCACCAUGCUGAAUGGGCACACGACCGGUAAGCGACGGAUCGCCAACGGUACCUCCGGCAACGGGUCACUCCUGCAUGCAACCUCCAACAACAAUAGUCCGCAUCAGUCACCCGGUCAUACCCAGCAGCAUCAGCAUCAGUACCUGCUGGCGGUUACUCCGACCACUGCAUCGACCACACCGCAGCACCUGACGCAGGUGACGCAAAUCACGAUGACGGCAACGACGCCGACCACUUCCGGAUUCUGUACCGCUAACGGGCGCUCGAGCAGUAUCUGAUAUUACGCCACCAAUGCCGGUGGCGACGGCUGUUCCUCGAUUGUCAGCCGCAGUAGAAGCGGCAGCCUGUCCAGCAUUGGUGGGUAUGGGAAUGAUCUUAGUCGCCCGGUGAAUGUGUGAUUCUAUCCGAGCAGGCCGUACAAUAUUUAGUCGUACAAAUAAAGCAACGAAGCACGUGGCUUCAGAAGGAAACUGGAAACGAUAAAACAAAUUCGACUAACGCGCUCGGGUUGAAGAGGGGGAAAAACAAAAAGAUUAACGAUAUGUAAAUAGUUGUCUCGUACUUGGUGCGAAAUCGAUACUGGCUGAGAGACAAAACGAAUGACCUGCUCGUGUUAGCUAUACGAUGAUUUAUAUGAUUAGCAGUUUGAGGGUUGCAGAGAGAGAGAGAAAAAACAGAGAAGAAAAGUUUUAUCUUCUACGUAUACAUAUAUUUAUAUACAUUCAUGCCUAAAGAAGCAACGCGGAUAUCGGCGGACAAGUCUCGAAGCUAAGCGUAUUUAAUGUGCCAUUUCCUAUAAUUUCGUCGCAUAUGAAAACAAAAACAAAACCUAGAUCUAGUCAGAAAUCUGAUCGAUAAUGGAGUGAGUAGAAGGUCGUUUAAAGCUUGUGAAACGGUCCAGAAUCAAAUUCUGAACUGAAGCUGAUUUGAGUAAAACUUGAUGAAACUGAAAAAGUGAACAGCAACCUGUAAAUAUUUUGAGCUCCAUCUCCAUUAACGGACUACUACGAUGUAAUUACUAGUGUUAGAAUAUACAAGUAAUAAAAAGAAACUCGCAGAUUCGUCACUAACUGGUGGUCUUUCGAUUCGUCACAAAUAAAAUGUUGAUCGAAAUAAAAUCA